GUCGUAAUUAGUUCACGAGAAGAGGCUGCUAGAUGCAUGCAGAAGGUUGUACGGCGGACUGUGAUGAUAUCGAGUGCAAGGCAGGCCAUCUCUGGUCUCUUAGCUGCUGGAGGAUGACAAUUCAACCACCAAUAAUUGUAGGAUUGCAUAAAAGCUCAUUUGAAUACUACUUCAGACCGUAACGUUCCGUGAUAAAAGAAGACGACUCGAUGGGAGAACAAGGUGUUGAAGUUCAGCCCAAUAGUUAUUGGAGAUUCAGAAAACAAGAUUUCUUACCAGAAGAAUCAUUUCAAAGCUGGGCCAACUACCGCUCUGCUUUAGCGCAGACACAUUUUCGUUUCAAGGACCGCCUCACAAGCAGAUCAACUGAUGCCAAAGAGAUUGGGGAGAUUCGGAAACAAAGUGAGAAUGACAUGACGCGAUGCCUCACUUGGUGGGAUCUCACCUGGUUCGGUUUUGGUUCAGUUAUCGGAGCUGGCAUAUUUGUACUCACCGGCCAGGAAGCCCAUGACCAUGCAGGACCUGCCAUUGUCUUGUCCUAUGCUGCAUCCGGAGUAUCGGCAAUGCUGUCUGUUUUCUGCUACACAGAAUUUGCAGUUGAAAUUCCUGUCGCGGGCGGAUCAUUUGCUUACUUAAGAAUUGAAAUGGGAGACUUUAUGGCGUUCAUAACAGCAGGAAACAUAUUGCUGGAAAGCAUUGUGGGAACUGCAGCCGUGGCUAGAGCUUGGACCUCUUAUUUCACAACUCUUCUAAACCGUCCUUCCGACUCCCUACGCAUCCAUACAAAUCUAAAAGAAGGCUUCAAUCUCUUGGAUCCAAUUGCUGUUGGGGUUUUAGUGAUCACUGCCACGAUAGCAAUGACCGGAACAAGAAAAACAUCAUACCUCAACUGGAUAGCAACUGCACUCAAUACCUCCGCAAUUUUGUUUGUGAUAAUUGCAGGAUUUGCUCAUGCCAACACUUCCAAUCUAACCCCAUUUUUGCCAUUUGGAGCUGAAGGGGUCUUCAAAGCAGCGGCUAUUGUAUUCUUUAGCUACGGAGGAUUCGACAAUAUAGCCACCAUGGCAGAAGAAACCAAAAACCCGUCAAGAGACAUACCAAUAGGACUGCUAGGGUCAAUGUCACUCAUUACAAUUAUAUACUGCUUGAUGGCACUUUCACUGACCAUGAUGCAGAAAUACACAGAUAUAGACAGGAAUGCAGCUUACUCUGUUGCAUUUCAGAGCGUAGGGAUGAAUUGGGCAAAGUACCUGGUGGCUCUCGGCGCUUUAAAGGGGAUGACCACCGUUCUUCUAGUUGGGGCGCUUGGACAAGCACGGUAUAUAACACAUAUUGCACGCGCUCACAUGAUUCCUCCUUGGUUUGCUCUUGUCCAUCCAAAAACUAGAACACCGAUAUAUGCCACACUUCUUAUCACCAUUUCAAGUUCUCUGAUCGCUCUAUUCUCUAGCCUCGACGUUUUGGCUAACUUGUUAUCCCUGAGCACCCUAUUUAUCUUCAUGAUGGUGUCUGUUGCUCUUAUGGUGAGGAGAUACUAUGUUAGGGAAACAACGCCGCGAAUAAACCUCUUGAAAUUAAUCGCAUUUCUACUGAUCAUUGUUGCAUCAUCCAUGGGGACUUCCGCAUAUUGGGGACUGAGACCCAAUGGGUGGUUUGGUUACGUCGUAACUGUUCCUUUUUGGUUUCUAGGGACUCUAGGCAUACAGAUUAUUCUGCCUCAGCAAAGAACCCCAAAAGUUUGGGGUGUUCCACUUGUUCCAUGGCUUCCAUCCUUAUCAAUUGCAACAAACAUCUUUCUCAUGGGAUCUUUGGGCAACCAGGCUUUCAUAAGAUUUGCGCUAUGCACGGCUGUCAUGCUGCUUUACUACGUGUUUUUUGGUCUUCACGCAACUUAUGAUAUGGCCCAUCAGCAACACAAGCCAGAACCGUUGGAAGUCAAGGAUGAUGACAUUGCAGAAUACUGACAUUGAACCAUUUGUUAUGAUGGUUUCUGAGAUUGAAAUUCACAAUGACAAAUAGCUGUAUUCGACAUAUAAAAAUACAAUCAUAAUAUUUAGAUAUUUAAUGAGAAGGUGGUCAAUAUCCAAUCGAACUUAUAUAAA
Molecule: messenger RNA, 2102 nt
Organism: Mercurialis annua (annual mercury)
Lineage: Eukaryota; Viridiplantae; Streptophyta; Magnoliopsida; Malpighiales; Euphorbiaceae
Product: cationic amino acid transporter 5
Exons: 2
Coding region: 210-1964 (584 amino acids)
Biological process (GO): transmembrane transport; amino acid transport
Cellular component (GO): plasma membrane
Molecular function (GO): L-glutamate transmembrane transporter activity; L-lysine transmembrane transporter activity
Source: RefSeq, a predicted model, not a curated record